This is a messenger RNA of Daucus carota subsp. sativus, 1469 nucleotides long. RefSeq names its product metalloendoproteinase 1. Gene Ontology annotation, biological process: collagen catabolic process; extracellular matrix organization; proteolysis. The transcript has a single exon. The record is from RefSeq and is a predicted model, not a curated record. Lineage: Eukaryota; Viridiplantae; Streptophyta; Magnoliopsida; Apiales; Apiaceae. Bases 147 to 1199 code for a protein of 350 amino acids. Gene Ontology annotation, cellular component: extracellular matrix. Gene Ontology annotation, molecular function: zinc ion binding; metalloendopeptidase activity.
AAUCCGAAUCUUUGUGACUAAAAAAUAUCGUGUGAUGGAAGGUGGCUCAGCAUUUUUAUAUUGGAUAUUGAAUAACAUUCCUUGUCCUGUCCCCAAUAUAUAGAUAUUCUUGUUAGCUAGCAAUUGCUGUAUCUUCUCAAGCAAAUAUGGCACAGCAUUUAACGCUUAUAUCAUGUAUCACUCUCUUCUUGCUCCUUCUGAUUGUUCCAUCAAAUGCAGGAAAUCCUACACGAAAAAAGCUUCCAUCCAAAUACGAAAACCUUGAAAUUAAAGAGCCUCUUAUGGUUUUAUCCAACUCAAAAAACCCAGAGUCACUUCAUGUUCCGUCCAAUUCAGAAAACCUUGCAACUAAAGAGCGGCAGCCUUUCGGUUUUCUAAAUCAUCUUAAAGGAGGCAAAAAAGGGGAAAAUUUAGCAGGCAUUCGUGAGCUGAAAAAAUAUCUCAACAAAUUUGGAUACCUAAACUAUAAAUCUAUAAAUGCACAUGAUAAUGACCAUUUUGAUGAUAUGCUUGAGGCUGCUGUAAAAACGUACCAGGCCAACUAUAAUCUCAAGAUUACCGGUAUACUUGAUUCUGAAACAAUAUCAAAGAUGGUGAUGCCACGAUGUGGAUUUCCCGAUAUCAUAAAUGGGACUAAUAGCAUGACAAAGAAACAUCAGGGGCAUCAACAUCACAGUCCUAACAAACUCCAUAUAGUCGCUCACUACAGUUACUACGGAGGCAGCUACAAAUGGCCAGCUGGCAAGACUCAUCUUUAUUACUGGUUUGAAACGCACAUAACCUCCUUAAGUGUCAAACGGGCUGUACGAGGAGCAGUAAACAGAUGGGCUUCGUACACACAGCAUUUCAGUUUCGAAGAAACUUUGGAUUCCCAAAGCUCUGACCUGACGGUUACUUUCUAUAGAGGUGACCAUGGGGAUGGUUCUGCGUUUGAUGGUCCAGGAGGAGUUAUUGCUCAUGCAUUUUUCCCAACAGAUGGAAGAUUACACUUUGAUGCGGAUGAGCCGUGGUCCAUAGGAGCUAUUCCUAAUUAUGUUGAUCUGGAGAGUGUUGCUCUGCAUCAAAUUGGGCACCUUCUUGGACUUGGUCACAGCACUGUCCCAGAUGCAAUUAUGUAUCCAGGUAUUUCUUACGGAGUGGUCAAAACUAAUUUUCAUCCUGAUGAUCGUCAAGGAAUCAAAGCGCUCUAUAACUUCUAGAUGUGCUUUCUGCUUAAAACAUCUAGAUGUUGUUUGCAUAUGUCCUAUAUAUGUAUAUAUCUAUGUUGAAGAGGGUUCAGCAUGAGACAUAAGUGUUUUGUUGCCCUUUUCUAGGUGUGUGUGUCUUGUUUGGCAGGAAGGCGAUGAGGUUUUGUAUUAUAGAAAAAGAUUGAGAGGAUGGGAUGAUGGGUGAUGGAUGUGCAUGUUAUAAUUUGUAUGUUUUAGUUAUCUUCAAAUUUAAAUAAAAUAACCUCUCUCUUUUAAUUUUAA